AUGGGCGUACCAAACCACAACCUUGACGCCCUCGAGCAGCAGCGCCUCACACUUGAAGACAACAUUCUCCAACUCCAGAAAUCACUCUACCACUGGCGGACCUGGGAAGCAGAGUACGACGGCCUCCGAGAAGAGAUUGGAAAUCUCGAAGAUGACGCCACACCCGAUGAUAUCCUCACUGUGGGCCGCGAAUAUGGAGGGGCGUUGGUAGACGAGAAGGAAAUGCGCGCGCUCCUCGGGAAAGAAGACAUGACGCGCUCUCCCGGACAAGUGGUAGACCUCCUGGGGCGACGGAUCGACUACGUCAAACAGAACAUUGCUACAAUGGAGAAGAGGCUACGCGCGGCGGAAGAUGAGUUGUACGCCAUGGAUACAAGGGACCAGUGGCCUGCGGACAGUGGCGCGGAAUACCCCAUGAGAGAGAUCAUGGAGGAGCUCGAUGAGGAGGGAAGAGUCGUCUCCAGCUCAAUCAAUACGCCCGGAGAUCAGGCCUCGCAACUCUUGGGGGUGCUGAAGAAGGCUGGCGUUAAAGAUAUCCCGGAUACGGAGAAUAAAAAAGCCGAUGCUACCACGGUCUCUGCCGCGCGUGAAGACCAGGCUGCCCCGGCUGAAUCCGCGGGUGAAAAGAAAAAAGACGUUGCAUCUAGUAGCCAGCCUACGGUCCCGGAUACAAACUUUGCUACUGGCGACGACAACGUGGAUGUCUCCCGUCCUGUGUCCCUUGUAACAGAGGAAGACCGCGAAGAGCCACCGGUGACCGAUGUUGACGAGUCCCCCGAAGAAGCCAAACUACGACGUGAAAUGCUACAGUAUGGGAUUAACGAGGUGGGCGCAAUUGUUGCGGAGCUGGAACUGGACGAGGGCGGCAGUGAUGUGUCUAUUGACGAGGACUACGACUAUGAGACUGAUGAAGAUGAGAACGAAGACGAAUUUGGCCGCUCCUACCCCGUGCUGACGGAAGAAUACCAUCAGCAGAUGCGGGAGCUGGAGGCGAAAUUGAACGCCAGGGGAAUGUGGAAUAUGGGCAAGGAUGCACAGUCGUUCCCCAAUGAAGUGAAACAUGAGAUUGAAGACCUCUCUGUGGUUGAAGACAAGCAGCCCCAGAACAGCAUCAUGGCCUCCGACAAAGGCAAGAAGCCGAAGAAGAAGGUCGCAUUUGCCGAUGACCUGGACAUUGCGCCUGCGUCUGCGUCCAAGGCCCCGGUCGACAACGAUACCCUUCCGCCACAAACCAACACGCCGGUGCUCUCGGACUCGAUCGUGGAGCGUACGGAAAGUACCCAAGAGGCCCGCCCCGCCGAUCCCCCGAGGAAGGUCUCGCGGUUCAGAAGCGCUCGAAAUGCGACUUCUGACAGCAACCCAAAUGGCGAAUUAUCCGCUGCGGCAACCGCACCCACCAAACCCUCCAAGUUUGCCGAGUCCAGCGCUGCCCGCAAGCAAACCAACACGACUCCAUCCUCAGUGCCACCGCCCUUGUUUCCCGCCACGCCAAAGGAGCCUAAACCAUUCUCCACUCCGAUAACAGAUGUCACCGACCGCCCUUCAGCGCCUCAGCCGCCCCAAGGGAAAACGCUAGCCGAUAAAUUGGUUGAGCGGGAUGUUAUCCAAGGAUCAGCCGUGGCCCCAGAGAUAGACGACGUGGACGAGGAAGCCCACUGCCGGGAGAUCGCCUCCGAGUUCUACAGGAUGCGCAAUCACAUGGCGCGGCAGAAUGGCGGUACUGAAGAGAAUGAUGAAAAAGAGCUCUUUGAACCCGAGGACCCGCCCAAGCGGGUGAGCAAGUUCAAAGCCUCUCGAAUGGCAUAG
Molecule: messenger RNA, 1806 nt
Organism: Penicillium alfredii
Lineage: Eukaryota; Fungi; Ascomycota; Eurotiomycetes; Eurotiales; Aspergillaceae
Product: prefoldin-like protein
Exons: 1
Coding region: 1-1806 (601 amino acids)
Biological process (GO): negative regulation of phosphatase activity; negative regulation of transcription by RNA polymerase II
Molecular function (GO): transcription corepressor activity; phosphatase inhibitor activity; chromatin binding
Source: RefSeq, a predicted model, not a curated record